GGAGCACUUAUAAUGUCAGGCCCAGGUCAAGCUGCUGCCUCUACCAGUGCCAUACUGCAAGAUCUGCAAGAUUUAACAUCACUAUCAUGGGACACAACCGUGUCUCACGAUUCUCUGGUCACCCCUUCCUCAUUUGAUAUCUCUGGUAAUGUCAUCCCAUCUUCACUUGAUUUCUCUCCCUCCUCACGUGACGUCACACCAUUAUCACGUGACGUCACACCAUUAUCACGUGACGUCACACCAUUAUCACGUGACGUCGCACCAUUAUCACAUGACGUCACACCCUCUUCAAGUGUCCAGACUACUUCUUCGGUCAAUGGCAAGAUUAGAAAUGACUUUUUUAAGCCAGGACUACCCUCUCAUUCCAGCACUCCAUCUAGUACACUACUUUCUAAACGAAAGAUGAGUCGGAAUGUCUCCUAUAAAGUUCCCAAACUGUUCUUCGUUUCUCAGACAGAUUCUGGUUCGCAGAUUGAGAAUCAUAGAAAGAUGAAUUGUAAGCGAGAUGUUGCUUCAUCUAACCAAUCUGAGAAAGUAGCUAAACCUGUCGAUGGAAAUUGCACAAGGAAUGUCAAUAAAUCUGUCAGUCCACUGAAAGAUGUUUUGAAGAAAAAUUUGUUGUCGAGUUUUUCUAUAAAUGGUAGCUCAGGCAGCAGACGUUCUAGAUACUUCUUUAUGGAUGAGGAGGAUGAAGAUGUUUGGGAUCCAACUCCAAGUUUAUCAUUCCUAAAAUCGUCAUCAAAUCCGGUGACGUCGUCACCAAGUCUUGAGACGUCAUCAUCAAGUCUUUUGACGUCAUCACCAAGUCUUUUGACGUCAUCACCAGGACAUAUUGUGACGUCACCACCAAGUCACGUGACGUCAUCACCAAGUCACGUGACGUCACCACCAAGUCACGUGAUGUCAUCACCAAGUCACUUAGGUUCAUCAAGUCCUAAGAAAACAACUGUAAUUGUCGGUGUAAUGGACAGUAAGCCUAGAGAAAGUUUGAGGAGAAGUUCGCUUGGAAAUGCCAGCUCGAGCCGUAGAAAGUCUCGUUGUUUCUUUAUAGAAGAGGAAGAUGAUUUGUGGGACCCGACACCCAGCUUAUCAUUCUUAAACGAGUUUGCCUCGGUGUCACCAAGUCAUGUGACUCCAUCAACAAAUGGUAAAAGUCCAUCAGACAACUGUUAUAGGCCUUCAAAAACUCUCUCAGAUUCAAAACCGAAAAAGUUAUUUUUCUGUGAUCCCAGUGAUAUUAGUCGACCUUCAUCUGACAUAAAAUCAGAGAAAGAACUAAGGACAGAGAUUUUAAAUUCCAGUUUUACCUCAAGUGUAAGCUCCUGUAAUACAGUCUUGACAUCUGAGAGAAAAACAGAAGAGUGUGGCACCUCAGUUCAAUCUAUAGAGGAAGAAGUAGAUAAACUGGACCAUAUACCAGGUCCUCUGAUUGGUUUAGAUCCCCAGUUCUGGUUACCUGUUAGAGUUAGGAUCAGAACGCUGUACUCUCUGAUAAAGGCGUCCCCCCUGGUUCCUGGACUUUGGGUUAUAUCCAACCAUCCCAUACAUAGGGUCCAGAUAACAGGACUAGUUACUGGAAUUGACAUUAAAGAGAAAUACACGAAGUACAAGAUAGAAGAUACAUCGGGCGCGGUACAGUGUGUACAGUGGGGCACUGAUAACAGCACCUCAGGAUACUGUCUGGGUGAUUUGGUGUGUGUUACAGCUAAAAUAACGGAGUUUAGAGGAAAUGUUGAGCUGAAAAUCAUGGAGAUUUUCCAGAUGGAAGAUAUGAACCAACUUACACUGCACCUCGCCCUGUCCGACAAAGCCAUGGAAAUACUCCAGAAACCUUUCGUUUUGCCGGACAUAUCGGUUCAGUGUUCGGAAUUUGCGCAGAAGAUACGAGAUGCUGUUAUGGAGAAUGUUUUACAAAAAGGGCCAUGCAGCAAAAUAGCCCAAUACAAAGAAAUCCAGAAUGUAAGGAUAUGGGUGCAGUGUUUGACAGCCCUGACGGGUCACGAUGAGGAUUAUCUUCUUUUAGAACUUCAUAGAGAAUUCUCCGAUUCGAAUAAAGGCCCGAGUAAGAUACAGGAAGUCCGGAAAAACGCCCUCAAUUUAAUAAGUAAAUGUUUGAAGACUAACAAGCAGGUUGACACAAGACGGUUGAAAAAGGACUACCCAACAUACUCCACACACUUGGACGCCGUCAUUUCCCAGUUACUGAUGUCCGGUGAUGUUUACGAAACUGAGAUCGGUGUUUAUACCUCUUUGUAGUGGACUUUAUCGUGUUUCAGGACAGCAAGAACUAUUGUUUACAAUGUUUCAUUGUCGAAGGUUUUUAAUUAAUUAGGGAUAUCAGACGAAUUUACGCUUUUUUAGCAGUUGCUUUUAUUAUUCGUACUACGAAUUUAGAAAAAACCUGUUUUAUCGAAUGUUGACUUUGGAUAAGUUUUGGUGCGAUUUUCUGUCAGAUUUCAAUGUACAGUAUGAUACUUAUUUGUAACAACAGUUCAAAACACUGAA
Messenger RNA from Bolinopsis microptera, 2505 nucleotides. RefSeq lists its product as uncharacterized. The transcript is spliced from 7 exons. Gene Ontology annotation, molecular function: nucleic acid binding. NCBI's taxonomy places the organism in Eukaryota, Metazoa, Ctenophora, Tentaculata, Lobata, Bolinopsidae. The coding region runs from base 13 to 2256 and encodes 747 amino acids. The record is from RefSeq and is a predicted model, not a curated record.